Molecule: messenger RNA, 2516 nt
Organism: Labrus mixtus (cuckoo wrasse)
Lineage: Eukaryota; Metazoa; Chordata; Actinopteri; Labriformes; Labridae
Gene: sgk3
Product: serum/glucocorticoid regulated kinase family member 3
Exons: 17
Coding region: 330-1808 (492 amino acids)
Biological process (GO): protein phosphorylation
Molecular function (GO): ATP binding; protein serine/threonine kinase activity; phosphatidylinositol binding
Source: RefSeq, a predicted model, not a curated record
CCCGUGACAAAUUUCAUUGGAACUUUUUACGGCCAGGGAAGACUGAUGUUUCCUGCUUCUCUUACUUGACAGACGCGUACUGGGCAGCAAGAAAUUACACUUUCAGAUUUGUGGUUUUGGGGACUUCUGUACAAAAGAUAACUGGAAAACUGUUCGACAUUUUGACUGUUUGAAUGGUUGAAAGCGAAACAUCCCCUCUGGACCUUCGGAAAUAGAUGAACACCGCAUCACAAUACUGUACGCAGUGACCCAGGAUAGGGAUGGGUCAGUUACACACUUGAAGCCUUAUCCUGAGGAGGACACAUUACUUUAUGACCUUGCACCUUUGAAUGCUGAGAGCCCUCAAGAUGGAGGAGCAAUCCAGUCACCCCAGUGUCAGCAUCCCCUGCCACAACGAGCAGAGGGACAAGAAAAAGCGUUACACAGUUUACAAAGUACUAGUCAAUGUUGGUCAGCAGGAAUGGUUUGUCUUCAGGCGAUAUGCAGAGUUCGAUAAACUCUACAACACAUUGAGGAAACAGUUUCCAUCUAUGAACUUGAAAAUUCCUGCCAAAAGGAUAUUUGGGGACAAUUUUGAUCCUGAAUUCAUCAAGCAAAGAAGAGCUGGGUUGCAUGAGUUUAUAAAGCGACUCGUCUCACAUCCUCAGCUCUGCAACCAUCCAGAUGUGAGGACCUUUCUACUGAUGGACAAAAUGCAACAGUUUUCCGAUGCCUCUGAGGAUGAGGAUGACAAAACCAACUCUACCUCCAGAAACAUCAACCUGGGUCCCUCUGGAAAUCCACAUGCCAAGCCCACAGACUUUGACUUUUUGAAAGUCAUAGGAAAGGGGAGUUUUGGGAAGGUUUUCCUUGCGAAACGAAGACAUGACGCAAAGUAUUAUGCAGUCAAGGUCUUACAGAAAAAGGUCAUUCUCAACAGAAAAGAGCAAAAACACAUCAUGGCAGAGCGAAAUGUGCUGCUGAAGAACGUGAAACACCCUUUCCUAGUGGGGCUUCAUUAUUCCUUCCAGACAACAGACAAGUUAUACUUCGUCUUGGAUUUCGUCAAUGGAGGAGAACUUUUCUUCCAUCUUCAGAAAGAGCGGACCUUUCCAGAGCCCAGAGCAAAAUUCUACAUUGCUGAAAUGGCAAGUGCACUAGGAUACCUGCACUCUCUCAACAUUGUUUACAGAGAUUUGAAGCCAGAAAACAUCCUACUUGACCAUGAAGGGCAUAUCAUUUUGACCGACUUUGGAUUGUGCAAGGAAGGCAUUUCCCAGACAGAUACAACCAUGACUUUUUGUGGAACACCUGAGUACUUAGCCCCAGAAGUCCUGAGAAAGCAGCCGUAUGAUAAUACAGUAGAUUGGUGGUGUCUGGGUUCAGUACUGUAUGAAAUGCUCUUUGGUCUGCCGCCAUUCUACAGCAGAGACACACAUGAAAUGUAUGACAACAUCCUCCACAAGCCGCUGGCGAUGCGUCCUGGUGCGUCCAGUACAGCCUGGUCUCUCCUCCAGGGCCUUCUGGAGAAAGACGGCACACACAGACUGGGGUCCGGAGAUGACUUUAAUGAGAUCAAAGCACACAACUUCUUCUCCUCCAUCAACUGGGAUGACCUUGAACAGAAGAAGAUCCCAGCUCCGUUUACACCCAAUGUGAGCUCUUACUGCGAUAUCUCAAACUUCGAUCCUGAGUUCACAGAUGAGAUGGUCCCCAACUCCGUCUGCUGGUCGCAAGAUCACUCCAUAGUCAACGCCAGUGUAAUGGAGGCUGACGAUGCUUUUGUGGGCUUCUCCUAUGCCCCUCCUUCUGACGACUCUUUUCUAUGAAACAUUCCCAGUGAGGACUUCACUUGCCUUAACCAUCAUAACUUCUUUUGACUAAAGGGAAGAAUUUAUUCCAUGGAUGAACUUGUUCUAUGAUGCCAAAGCAAGCAGCUGAGAAGAGACAGCACUUACAUAGAUUUUUGAUGGAACCAGAUGUGCCAGAAAAGUCAUUAUAUUUUACCAAUUUGUAUUUAUAUAAAUAUUACUAAACAGAUGAUAUUUUUUAAGAACUAAGGACAGAUCUCCUCUAUUAAUGUUAUUUUUGGUGGUUUCUAUUAUGAGCCUUUAAACAUAAAACCUUAAUAAUAUCCCUAAAAUUAAACCAACACACAAUUUACUGAAAAACUUGAAAAGUUCACUAGACUUAUAAUCACACCAUUUGAGGGUUAGAUUGAAGUGUGUUAGUCGCUGUAAUUACAGCAAAAAAAAUAAAAAUUCCUGUAUCGUAUUCAUGUAUCGUAUUCAUUUAAUUAAGCUGGAAAUGGGGAUUACUUGAGAGACCACGAAAUAGAGAAUUAUGGUUUAUAGGUCACAUUUGUACAAAAGAUUUCUUCUUCGGUUACCUUUCAGAUGUCUAUGGUUUGUUUUAUUUGAUUUUUUUGUAGGUUUUUUUUUCCUGAUUAAUUGCAUUAUGUACAGAAUUUGGAAACCCACAAUUCUUUGCUUUACCUUACAUUUUCACAGGCCUAUACUCCUGCAAAGAAAUAAAAA